Messenger RNA from Cavenderia fasciculata, 3441 nucleotides. RefSeq lists its product as uncharacterized. Bases 1 to 3441 code for a protein of 1146 amino acids. The transcript is spliced from 7 exons. The record is from RefSeq and is a predicted model, not a curated record. Gene Ontology annotation, molecular function: protein binding. Gene Ontology annotation, biological process: sexual reproduction. Lineage: Eukaryota; Evosea; Eumycetozoa; Acytosteliales; Cavenderiaceae.
AUGGUGACCAACAAGAAGUAUUAUACCACAGUCGUCAUUAACUUAACCAAAGUUAUGACUAAUAAUUUAAUUUUAAUAUUUUUAGUAGUAAUACUUUGUAUUAGUAGUAAUAAUAAUAAUGUAGUUAAAUCACAAACAUUUACAGAAACAAUCAGUGAAGUGACACAGUUAUCUGUCAAUAUGAUGGUUUAUGGAAUGUCUGAUUGUAGUAACGGAGGUACACCAUCUUUUAGACCAGACAAGAUUGUAUCAUUUGUACCUGGACAAUGUUAUGUUUAUGCAACAAAGAGUGUAAAGAUUAUGUAUGAUCAAUCAGUUCCAACCGACAUUCACUACCUAAUAUACAACUCUGUAGAUUGUACAUUGCCAUCCUUGGUACUCGAUACCCUCAUAGCAUUGGGCCCAACAUGCCAACCACUCCCAGCCAUGGUUACCGAUAGAUAUCUAGUCUUUAAAGCUGGUCCACCACAAUCACCUCCUACUGAAAGUGCAGUAAACUAUUUAUAUUAUGAAAAAACACCUUUGGCUGUAACAUGUGGACAAAAUAGAUAUUAUCGUUCGAGAACUAUACUUGCAUUGGAUGUUUGUACAUAUAAUGAUUAUAGUGGAAAUAUUUUAAUGGGGGAGGGUGGUGAUUCUCAAUCGAUUGAUAUACUCAACGAUACCCCCAAUUGUAUUGGACUUCCAACUAAAUUUUACAGUGAAUGCUCAACCAAUGCUUAUAAUAUUCACUCUGCAUUCAAGACUUCAUCGGUGGUUAGGAUAGAUGGAUUCGUCAAUGUAUUAUCGUACAAUGCCAUUUCCGUUCUAAAUGUUGAUUUUGGGUAUAACCAAAAAACCAAUAUCUUUGCCAGUGUCCAGUUGGAUACAGGUGCAAGUCAAUCUGUUUAUAACCCAGGUUACUCUUACCAAAUAUCACAAAAUAUGACUUUUACCAAUAUACCAACUGGGUUUUCAGGUAGAUUAAACUUUUAUCAAGAUGGUUAUGAUUAUUUAUUAAAUAGUAUUGUGGCUCCAAUUUCAACAACUACUUUUAAUCUUCCUGAAUAUCCACAAAUGACUUUUAUUUCACCUACAAAUGUUUAUAUAAAUACAAUGAAUAUUACUUAUGGAUCAACAGGAGGAUUUUCAGGUGCAAAUGUUUAUAAAGUAAUUGCUUAUUAUGCAUCAACAUUUACUGAAUAUACAAAUUGUGCAAGUACCACCUCUUGUUAUUUAAAUGGUCUUCCCAAUAGUACCAUCGUCAACGUUACGGUAACAGUGACCAACAAUGGAUUAUCCGAUAUGUUAUCCAGGACGGUUCCUCUUGCUCAACCAUUUAGUAAUUUUAAUUUUACCAUUGAACCUGCGUUCAAUUCGAUAAACCUCAAGUUUACCUGGAAUGGUGGUUUUGGUUUAACAAACAUUAAUGUUACUAGAAUCGACCAGAAUAACAUGAAUACCGUUACACAAAUAACAAAUGACCAGUACAUAUCUUUCCAACAAGUGUCUUCUGUUCCAACAAAUUAUACUUUUAUUGUUACUGCUUUUAAUGAUGGUAAUCAAUAUCAAUUAAUACAAAAUCAUACUUGGUUUGGAGAUAUUAUAAUUGGUAAUAUAACAAUUGGUGAAAUUGGAACCACAACUGCCAAGUUUUAUUGUGAUGCUUUAAAUAUAAAGUCAUCACAAUUCCAAGUAAUCAUUAGAAAUCCCAAUUCUUCCAUUUAUUCAGUUGGAUCUGGUACAACUGGUCCCAUUUUUAUGUCUAGUCUCGUUCCAGGUACAACAAAUUCCUUUACUGUCUCUAUUCUUGAGGAAUCUUCUCGUCGUUUGUCCAAUACUUUAUCAUUCACCGUUACCACUUAUCCAACAAUUUAUCAUAUAACUGUCCUUCAAACCCAAAAAGUAAACUCUGUUGAUAAUACCACCUAUUUACAAAUCAUCCCUAGUGUAUUGGGAGGAUCACCAAAUUUUCCAAUUACAUAUGAACCAGUAUCACCAACCUUCCCGUAUGGCAUAAUAUGGGCUGGCAACAUGUUUAUAGCACCCAACCUCACUACACCAAGUGGUACAUUUUUUCUAAACAUUAAAGCCACACAACAAACUGAUGAAUAUACCGCUUCAUUUGGUUUUGAUAUUUAUAAUUUUCCAGUAUUUGAUUUUGUGAAUAUUACCAGUGGUCAUGAAAAUGUUAGUUUGUCAUGGGGUAGUCAUGGAGGAAUACCUGAUUCUGUACGAUACAAAGUAUCAAUGUAUCUCCAAAAUAAUAAUCCUAGUGUGAAACCAACCACUAUUUGUCAAGAUUCACUGGACACCUGUACCAUCACAAAAUUAACUUCAAAUACCUUAUAUUCAUUUGAUAUUACAUUAUCAUCUUUUCAAUUUGAUUCUAUAGUUGAAACAAGAUCUAUUCAAACUUUAACUUAUCCAAAUAAUGUAACAUGUCAAGAUCCCAAUAGUACAAUUGAUUGUAGUGGAUAUGGUCAAUGUAUAAAUGGUACAUGUUUAUGUGACAAGAAUAGAAUUGGUAUAUAUUGUGAAACACAAACAACAGAUCAAGGUGGUAAUAGUGGAAAUGUAAAUCCAAAUCCAAACACACCAGAGAUAGUAAUCAGUAAUAAGAAUAUAUUUUAUGAUUUUGUAAUCUCUGAAAUUAGAGAAGUUGAUUUGGAUGAUCAAAUUAUAAAGACUCUAGACUUGACAACAUUAAAUUGGACACAAUCAAAUACAACUACAACAAAUAAUCAAUCAUUCAUUCAAAAUAAUUGGAUUUAUUCAACUGUCAACAACAACACCAAUUUCCAAUCAAUUAAUAUUACAUUUUUACAAUAUAAACAAGGACAAGAAAAUAAUAAUAAUAAUAAUUCAAAGAUUCCAAUAACAUUUGCAAAUCAAUUAUUUUAUUUGGAUGUUGGAUCAAUUAAAUAUACAAUUGAUAUUGGAGGAUGGAACUUUAAUAAUAGAUUAAACACAUUACAAUUAAUAACAAAUAUAACUCAACCACAAGUUGAUGGUGGAUGUGGAUCUACAGAUGUAGAUUUCAACAAUAAUAUUGUCACCAAUGCAACAGAAUUCACAUCAGUGUUUGUUGGGCAAGAUCAAGUUGUUGUUGGUAAACUAAUCAAUCGUGCAUUAUUAGAUGAUAUACCAAGAAAGAUAUCAUAUAAAGUACAACAAUAUCAAAAUGAUCAGCAAAAACAAUUACUCAGUAUCAUCACUCUCAUACCCAACUUUAACUCACUUGCAACUCUCGAUCCUCAAUUCGACCUUCUCAUCAAUACUGAUGGUGGUACUGACUCUUGUACCAACGAAUCCAACACUUGGAAGAUUAUUGUUGGUGCUGUUGUUGGUGGAAUUGGGGCAUUGGCCCUCGGCGCAGGAGCAGUCAUCUUUUACCAAAAAGCAAAAACUAAAAAGAUUUAUGAUAAAAAAUUAAAAAAGUUAUCGACAAUGGCAUUAUAA